Trametes versicolor FP-101664 SS1 is the source of this 426-nucleotide messenger RNA. RefSeq lists its product as uncharacterized. Lineage: Eukaryota; Fungi; Basidiomycota; Agaricomycetes; Polyporales; Polyporaceae. The transcript has 3 exons. The record is from RefSeq and is a predicted model, not a curated record. Bases 1 to 426 code for a protein of 141 amino acids.
AUGGCGUUUGUUCCCCCGGCACCCAGGCUCCCCGGAGAAGCGGCUCUUGAAAUAUUCGUAUAUCCGGGAAGCAUGCCGAACCGCCCACUGGAGGAGACAAACAAAUUCAGCGACAGUGGACGCCUCGAGUUCUUGGGCAAUCAGAUGACCGCCGCUGCCUACACCGAUGUGAUGGCCCAACGUUGGCCCGCAGCCAGUGGGGAGCAGCUGAAGGGCAUGGUCGAGAAUACUCUCAACGGACUAAUGGAGCGCAGCGCCGCUGCGUACCAGUGGACCAAUCGGGUGCUUGGGUACCCGCCAGACUUCAAUCGUCAGGACCUGGGGGAGGCGCGCCGGCUGUUUUGCACCUACGCCGGCGCGAUCUACGUCGAGCACGGGUAUAUGGAGCUGAAGGCGUGGAUCGCGACCCUGGCCGCACUCAGCUGA